UACGUCUCGUGAUAGUUUUUAGACGAUAGGGUGAAAAGUGCGGGUCUCGCAUAAAUUGACCGGGAAAUUUAACGUAUUUGAUAAUCGAACAUCAUUGCUUUCCAUUUUCACAAGUGAUACUGAGUCUAAAGUUAUGUGAUUAUUUUAUAUUCAGAUUAUGAUGUCACUACUUACUUAUUUUGAACGAAGUUAUCACAUAACAACACAGUUUAUAACCUCACUUUUAAUGUGAGUUAACAAGACUCAGUAAAGGAAUAAAGAAUAUGAGUCUCUCGAGUUUGUACAAACUGUAGGUAAAAAUUCAAUUGUAUCUCAUUUGUGAGAAUGAAAAGAGACGUGCAUUCAACUGAGUUAUGACAUCACAAACAAGAAAUUAUAUGAGAUUAGUGUAAAUGGAAAGCAACUAAAAAUAAUUACGCAAGGUCAGCGACAGACAGCCGAAAAGCCGAAAGGAUACCGAGCGUAAAUUGCGAGAAGAGGAAUCGUAGGACACAACAAAUAGUGUCAAACGAUCGUGAUCACUGUGCAUAUCACGAGUCAGCUGAUCGUGUACGAACGAACAUCCUUGCACGUCUGUUCAGGAUCGCGUGGACCAUGGCGCGUAAGGAUGCCCCUUCGAUUUUCGAACGAUUGCAGAUGUUUAUGGAGGACGAGAUGAGACCAGGAAGGCUUAUUACUUACGGAAUUGCCAGUGCCGGCCUGUUCGCAGCCCUGUACAAAAUUAGACCUUUCGCCAAAUUCACGAAACCGUCUGACGUCCCAUUGCAUUUCCUGCAAUCACGAGUCCCGCUUCAGGGUACUGUACGGCACGUGGAACCAAGCUCUACCAGGGUUUUGCUAAUGGUCGAUCAUCGACCUUUACUGCCUUUUCUCCAUUUAAACAGCAAGACUUACUUGCCUGUCAAAAUCGGUGGCGUUAACAUUACAGGCAACGGUGUAAGUUGGUUGCAAACCGUGCUCAAUGAAAAAUUCAUCACGUUUGUGCCUGUAGUUAAAGAAAAGGAGUAUUUGGAGUGCGUGGUUGCGAUGCCACAGAAGGAUCAAGACUCGUUAGAGAUUGGCGAGGAACUAGUCAAAUUAGGUCUAGCUACAGUACACGAACCUUGGAUAAAGCUAAAGGAUAAGCAAGUUCUAGCGUAUAAAAAGUCUUUAACAAACGCGCAAAAGUGGGCAGUACGUAGGAGAAAUGGAUAUUGGCAUUUUGUCAAACAGCCAACUGUUUUAUGGAAGAUACAAAUGUUCAUGAUUGAUAAAAUGAAAUCAUUGUUGCCUACGAUUGUAGUAAAACGACUUGAUCUGUGAAUGUUCGACUUUGACAAUAAACUUCCUGAGUGAUAUAUUUUUUAAUAGUUUGUACAAGAGAGAGAAUGCAUGUAUUAUGUACUUAAGAUU
Messenger RNA from Trachymyrmex septentrionalis, 1392 nucleotides. RefSeq lists its product as uncharacterized. NCBI's taxonomy places the organism in Eukaryota, Metazoa, Arthropoda, Insecta, Hymenoptera, Formicidae. The coding region runs from base 595 to 1302 and encodes 235 amino acids. The record is from RefSeq and is a predicted model, not a curated record. The transcript has 6 exons.